AUGAAGCCCCCGCUGCAGGGCUUCGAGCUGCCGGUGGUGGUGUUCGCAACUGAGAGCAUCCCGUCAGCGUCCUUGGACACCGCGGUUUGGGAAGAAGUGGCGGGACAGAGAAAGCUUAAACGGUACGGAGAGAGGCGCUUGCUCUUCGACCUGCAGCCUUUGACAAGCGUCGCUGAGCUCAAGAAGCUGCUGGAGAUCAAGCUCGCCAUCCCUGCAGACAAGCAAGUCCUUUCUGCUGAACUGGUGGCAGAAUUUGACCAAGGCUCAGCUGUUCUUAUCGACCUCGACAACGAUGCCUCGACUAUGAGGGACCACGGAAUCGACCGUCCAGCACUUCCCAUGUCCUUGGCUCACAGGCUGGCCGAGCUCGAUGAACUCUUAGCGUCAGCGGCGUAUGUCGCUGUUGCGACAGUAGGCCCGAAGGCCUUGCUGCCUUUGACUAUGCCAGGCCCUACAUAUGUUUGCCUGUCCAAGGCAUUUGUGCGAAGGCGGAUGCUCACAGCUCUUUCGAUGUACUUCUGUGUGACUACAGUGCUCUGUGAGCGUCUGCCAGUAGAUGAAAAUGAGCUGGAAGAGGACUCUGACAAGGCUGCCACACAGGCCUCGGCCGACAGACCUGCAAGCGACUUGGAUGCUGCAAAGGCUUCGGCCGGAGCUUCCCCAGACGCUGCCAGAAAGGUGCUGGAGACUGCGCCUCUUCUGUCAGCCAGUUUGAAGGCCUCCUCGGCACUAGAUCUCGCAGACCACGAGAACGUCUCGCGCACCUCCACAGAGACAGUGCAGAAGGCCUCGUCAAGUUCACGGAAGGCCAAGGUCUCUGCAACGCAGGCGGCCUGGCAGAAGGCCGCGAUGCACCGGCUGUUCUCCCGGCGAAUUUCAGAGGCAGCUCAUGAGGGGCACGUCUCAGUGAUAGCCCAUGGGCGACAGAAGCAUCGCUGGGACCUGGGCAACGACUACUCCAGCGACGGAGAAGCGCAGGAGGAAGAGGACGACAGCUCCGAGUCCAUGGCGAGGAAUCAAAGGCUGACUGACGAUCAGAGGAAGCAGAUGCGCGUGUUGGAGCAGGAACUGGACAGCAGCCAUCCAGCCAACACCGGUGGCGUGCUGUCAUCUGUUGCCGAGCAACCGAUGCUGUUGGCAGUGGCUGGCGGCAUCGGAGCAUCUGUCGGCAACACGGGCAGCAUCAACUUCGAUCGGGAUCUCAUUCGCCGGAUGAAGAUGCAGGACCUGCUCGUGAUGUGCUUGCUUCUGUUCGUGUACUAUGCCACCUUGUCCUUCAGCGCGUGCCUAGCGCACAGACAGGGUGCAAACAGAUCUCGGGUGAAGUUUUACGCCGACCCCCGGAUGUACAUCAGCACGGCAGAUCAGGCGGAGGAAUUCGCUUUCCUGGAGGCAUUCAACCAGAAGCCGAAACAAGUCCAUCUGCGAGUUACUGGCUAUCUGCCCGUCACUAACAACUUUCCCGGAUCCUUCUUUUGGCGAGAUGGCCUCUAUGCGGUCGCUUUUUCGUUCGCACUAGACUUGACGCCGUGGGUGGCACGCACGAGCUUUCGGCAGCCAGAGGACACUGAUGACGAAGACGCACCAGAGGCUGGCGUGCCCGGCGAGGACCUGCUGAAGCUUCGUAGGUUCCUGGCAGAAGACACCAACGAUAUGGCAAUUGUCGAAAUGAGGAAAACAAUCACCUGGUCAUGCUGGGAGGAGUUGGCCAUGAACAUCAAGCACCGAGUCCGCCAAGCUGGCUUUCAAGGAGUGAUCAACAUCGACCGCACAGAGCAGGAAGACAUGUGCAUCUACAAGAACACACAGUGGGCCAACUUCAUGCACGGCAAAGCACUCAAGGUGCUGUUGGCUCUGAGUGUGGUGGGAUGGCUGUUCUAUGUGCCUUACAUGUGGUUGCGAUGCACGCAUUUGCAUGUCAACUGCGCGCACAGCAUCAAGAUUUCGAUAAGUGAGUUUUGGCCGUUCAUUGCUGAGGGCUUGGGUGCGAACGGAUUUCUCGUGGGGGAGGCGCCGCAGGCGGUCUUCCCAGCCCAGCGAGAAAACUCGGUCGAGGCGGAUUCUUCGGACGACGACACCAAUGCGAACAGGGAAAGUUCGUUUGGGCUGUGCAGCUUUGCCGGGCAAUCGUUGCAGCGCUGCUUUUCCAAAGCAUCGGUCUCUGCCGGCGUGGAGGAGAUGGGUGCUCCGAUCAGCCGCAGCAUGUGCUGCAGUAUCCGCGAGAAGGAUGGCCAAAGCCAUGGGCUCUCUCCGGAUGCGCCCGAGUUCAGCCAAGCGGAGGCCGAGAUUACACUGGCUGAGCCGCGAUUUAUUGCGUUUUCACCACCCUGGGCAACUGGCACACGGCGUUUGGCCGUGGCGAGCUCGCGUCAGGUCCAUGUUUAUGGGAUGCUGCACUCUGGCACCGCAAAGCCCGGAGCCAUGAUGUCUGCGCCGCCACUAAUCCACGAGCUCACCCUGGAAUUUAAGGAACAGCUCGCGGUCACUGCCAUUAACUUCAAGGACGACGAUUCUCCGAAAUGGUUGGUCGUCGCUUUCGGUCCUGAGAAUGCCGCUGCAGGACGGAAGCACUUCAUCAGAAUUUGGAGUUGCGAAGCUGAUGCACGUGGGGAUCGAUCUACACCCUUCCCUGUGAUCGAUCUGCCACGUGCCUUGAGACUCGAGGACUCCGUCCUGUCUCUGGACGACCACGCCGCACCCGUGACGUACUUAGAGACGAACUCACUGUACCUUGUCUCCUGCGACGCCGCCGGGGAGUGCAAAGUCUUCCAGAAAAACAGGUCGUGCAUGCUAAAGGCCACCGCCCGGCUGCAUAAGGGGCCUGUCCUGGACUUCGGCGUGGACAAGAAUUUCAUCUAUUCGUUGGGGGAGGAUUUGAACAUCCGGAUUUGGAGCCUUUCCGACUUGAAGCAGGUGGUCCUUAUUCCUGCAGACCGUAUUCAGGCUUCCGCACUGACUGGCCAAGAAGGGCAGGCCAUCCCUUUGAUGCUGCCUGCCUUGAAGGAGACUCCUCGUGAAAGUCCGCGAGGAGCCAGCCGGAAUCACGACCCAACGUGCCUUCAGCUGUCUGCGCUGACAGCAUUGAAGCGCCCUCUGUCAAGAUGGGCUGGCGCGCAGGCUUCAGCACGCAGCAAUGCCCAGACAGUGCCGCGUGGGGCACUAUUUGUGGCUGGAGUCAUGGCGCCGGGCCAAUCAGCAGCUGCAGAGAAUGCUGGCAUCUUGAUGGACUGCCGAGACAUGAGUGGAGCCUCAAUCCGGCGCCAGUAUGCCAGUGACUUGCCAAUCGUGACCGGAGCUCAGUGCAAUCUGCGGCGAUCACGAACGAGCUACAGACCAUGGCCUACGGCCCCUGCGACAAUGGCCCGCUUAUCACAGCCGACAUGCGCGGGCUUUGCCGCAUUUGGGACUGCACGCCCAG
Symbiodinium sp. CCMP2456 is the source of this 3418-nucleotide messenger RNA. Lineage: Eukaryota; Dinophyceae; Suessiales; Symbiodiniaceae. The record is from the annotation of a GenBank genome assembly.